CCAUCUAAUACAAUAAAACUAUAGACAUGCCAGCCCCUGCCAUUUCUGCUGAUGCCCUUGACCUCAUCGGAAACACUCCGUUGAUCAAGUUGAACAAAAUCCCUCAAUCUUUGGGAAUCAAGGCCAAUGUUUACGCCAAAGUUGAACUUUUCAACGCUGGUGGUUCUAUCAAGGAUAGAAUUGCCAAGAACAUGGUUUUAGAAGCUGAAAAGCAAGGUAGAAUUAAGCCUGGUUACACUUUGAUCGAGCCAACUUCUGGUAACACCGGUAUUGGUUUGGCUCUUGUUGGUGCCGUUAGAGGUUACAGAACCAUCAUCACUCUUCCAGAAAAGAUGUCCAACGAAAAGGUUUCUGUCUUGAAGGCUCUUGGUGCUGAAAUCAUCAGAACCCCAACCGAAGCUGCCUGGGAUGCCCCAGAAUCUCAUAUUGGUGUUGCCAAGAAGCUUGAAAAGGAAAUUCCAAACGCUGUUAUUUUGGAUCAAUACUCUAACGAAGCUAACCCUAACGCACACUACUACGGUACUGGUUUCGAAAUCUGGGAACAAACCAAGGGUAAGGUCACUCAUUUGGUUGCUGGUGCUGGUACCGGUGGUACCAUUUCUGGUAUUUCCAAGUACUUGAAGGAACAAAACUCCAAGAUUCAAGUCACUGGUGCUGAUCCAAAGGGUUCCAUCUUGGCUCAACCAGAAUCUUUGAAUACUUCCACUGAAGGUUACUUUGUUGAAGGUAUUGGUUACGAUUUCAUUCCAGAUGUCUUGAACCGUACUUUUGUCGACAACUGGAUCAAGACUGACGAUACUGAAUCUUUCAAGUUGGCUAGAAGAAUUAUCAAGGAAGAAGGUAUUCUUGUUGGUGGAUCUUCUGGUUCUGCUCUUCAAGCUGCUCUUGAAGUUGCCAAGGACUUGACUGAAGAUGACACCGUUGUUGUUGUUUUCCCAGAUUCUAUCAGAUCUUACCUUUCCAAGUUUGCUGAUGACGAAUGGAUGACUACCAACGGAUUCCAAGUUGAAGAUGAAUCUAGCAAGUCCAAGGAAUCCGAUGAUUUCUUGGCCAAGACCACCAUCAGAGAAUUGGUUGCUGACAAGGCUGCAGUUGUCACUGUCACCCUUGCCGACACUGUUGGUAAAACCUUCGAAUUGUUACAAUCUAACGGUUUCGAUCAAUUGCCAGUUUUGAGUCAAUCUGGAAAGUUGGUUGGUUUGGUUACUCUUUCCUCCAUCUUGAAGGCUUUGUCUACCAAGAAGGUUCAAUUGACCAACUCUAUCAGAUCUGUCAUUAUUGACUUCAGAAAGUUGGCCGACUUUGAAAAGUCUUUCACCAUCACCAAGGCCUCUGGUUUGACCAAGAGAUCUUACUCCCCAAUCACCUUGGACACUCCAUUGUCCUUGUUGAACAAGUUUUUCGAAACUAACUCCAAUGCCAUUGUCACUGAUGAAGAAUUGAAGCCAGUUCAAAUCGUUACCAAGGUUGAUUUGAUUUCAUUCUUGACCAAGAACACCAACUUCAACUAAAUAGAAUAGCAAGAUAGUCCAUAGUCACAUAAUUAAUCAAAAAAGAAAAAAAAAGAAGGUCCCUGUUUUUUUUAUUUU
Messenger RNA from [Candida] anglica, 1589 nucleotides. Lineage: Eukaryota; Fungi; Ascomycota; Pichiomycetes; Serinales; Debaryomycetaceae. The record is from the annotation of a GenBank genome assembly.